Messenger RNA from Rhipicephalus sanguineus (brown dog tick), 4128 nucleotides. RefSeq names its product putative protein-lysine deacylase ABHD14B. The record is from RefSeq and is a predicted model, not a curated record. Gene Ontology annotation, cellular component: cytoplasm. Lineage: Eukaryota; Metazoa; Arthropoda; Arachnida; Ixodida; Ixodidae. The coding region runs from base 218 to 1180 and encodes 320 amino acids. The transcript is spliced from 5 exons.
UGACAUCUUCAUUGCCGGCCGUGUGCUAUUCUGCCCGUUAAUUUUUCUCUUUUUGCGACUGAGUGGAGCCUUGAGCUUUUAGUGCUUUGGCUCAUUCAACCCGCCUGCCUUGGCCUCAUUGACGUGUCAACGUAUUCUCCUUCGUACUUUAUCUCUAUAGUUGAAUGCGAUAAUCAAAAGGGACGGUUCCGCAGCGGCUACACAGACAAAAACAAACAUGGCAUCAGGUCGUCAGAUCCUUGUGGUGGUGUUUCUUGUAUUUGGCAUUUUUCUUUACGGAAUUUUCAUCGGCUUGCCAGAAGAAGGGCAGACGACCGUUGGAUCGCCCAAAGGGAAGGAGGGCAUAACCUCAAGUGGGGACUACGACCUGCCGUCCUCAGCCGACGUCAAAACUCCUUGGCGCUCGUUCAACUACAAGCAGCUCAACGUGCCCGCGAGCAUCAGCAGUGGGGCCAAUCAAGUCAAGCCGUCGGAGGCGACUGUCGUCGUUGAUGGCCUCACGGUGUUCUAUCGAGAAGUGAAUCCCCAGGGAGCGCAUACGAACAUUUCUGUGCUGCUGCUGCAUGGGGCAGCCUUCAAAUCUGAAACUUGGUACAAUCUUGGAACCUUGGGCAAUCUGAGUUUGAUGGGCUACCGAGUCGUGGCCAUAGACAUGCCUGGUUUUGGCAACUCUCCGGCUGGCACAAUCACUGACAAGGCAGCGUUCGUGCAGCACCUGUUGGCUGCCCUUCACCUUAACAACCCGGUGAUUGUGAGCCCAAGCCUGAGUGGUCAACUGAGCCUGCCGUUCCUGGUCAAGCAUUGGCAGCAGAUGGCUGGAUACGUUCCGGUGGCCCCUGUCGGUUGGAAUGUACUGGAGCAGGUGCAGUGCGACACUGGUGAUGCCCCGGUGGACGUGUCCCAAGUGUACCCGCCGCUCCAAGUCCACCUGCCCAAGCAGGUUCCCAAUCUGAGCAGCAUCAAGGUGCCCACGAUGGUGGUGUUCGGAGAGCACGACCGGAGCACGAGCUCGGCGCUGCUCAACCUCCUGCCCAACAGCGUGGCCGUCGAAGUGCCCCAUGGCAGGCACCCGGCCUAUCUGGACAACCCCAUCCUCUGGCAUCAGGCGCUGUACAACUUUCUGCUGCGUUUGCGCUACGGACUGCAGCAGCAGCAGCAAGCCACCAAGGGCAGCUCAUGAGCCGGUGCCCCUCGAAAGCCCCAUUGGCUCUCGGUUGUUUCCUUUUCUUUUCUGGCCCUUGCGUAGUCCCUGGAGUUGGAACAUUCUUUGAAGUCAUUCGAUUCUAAAGUAAAGAUAUGGGUGUGCUACCAGUGGCCUGCUCGUUUAUGGGGGCACCGAAUGCAGUCUAACCUUGUUUUAGGGAAGUCACGUCUGACACAAAAGUGGCCUCAUUAUAUGCGACGUUUGUUACAGAUACAUACUUAUUACAGUGUAGUAAUGAUGAGGUAAAUCUUUCGUUUACUUUUGUUAUAUCUGGUGUUAUACCGUGCUCAUUAUAUCAAGGUUUGACCAUAGAAACAUUUAAGCAGCGUAAAAUGGUUGAUUAUAGUUCCAAAUUUUGGCCUAAUGUCACCGCAGAGAACAAGGGCGAAACAUUCCUUUCCCUAAUUGUACACUCGCACUGUCUUUGCCAAUCGGAUGGGACCAGUGCCUUUGUUUCCGCGACGCUUCCUCCAGAUAUUUCGUAAAAGUUUUCAUGCAGAAAGCGUCACCCAAAUUUGCUGGUGUUCAUUUGUUGGUUUGGUGUCUUCGGAGCAUUAACUGGCUGGUUGCUGUCUAGCGGAAUCUACGACAUUUGGGAAACUGGAUUUGGUGGGACACUUCCAGGGUGGCAUCAUGCAGCUGUGUUUUCUUUUUUUGCUCUUGUUCUGAUGACAUGCUUGAAAGUUUGGAAACUGCAAUAUAUCGACUUGAUAUAACCAAAUAUUUCUCCAUCCCUUUAAGAGCUCUGUUGGAGAGCAGCGUCGGACUUUUCACAUCGCCACCAGUAUUUUCAAAUUGGUCCCUGCCACCCGAAAAGUCACGAGGCUGUUUGAUUUGUUUAACGUUGUUCCCGCAUUACAAGAUCUUCAUUUGUGCUGGCACAGAAGCACCAGUGCUCCUAAGUGAGCGCAUUUUUAUUUGACAAUAUGUGGCGUGUACUGCAAUAGGGGGGUGGGGUUGACAAAAUGUUUGACUAUGCUGGCCUUGUGAAAAACUUGACGCUGGACUCACUCGUGCCAGUUGUCUUUGUCACAUUUUGAACGACGUUGCCCACAUUAAGCUUCAUUCCUCAUCUCUUGAAUGAUGUUCAGUUUGAAGGACAUUCAUCGUUUGCUGAAACGCUGUUUGCAGUUCUUGUCCGUGUGCCGAAUUGCUUUGUGUGCACUGCGUGUCAUAUUAUUUCUUCUUGACACUGAAGUAGUUGUGCUUUUUGUCUAAUGUUGUAAUAGGUUAAGAAACUGUUAUUCUUUCGUUUGUUUGUACUAGCGAGGUGACUAGGGCUUGAAUUUCAAUGGCCCCAACGAAAUGUGUUGUUACAAAAGGUAUCAUUGUUUUCAGUAGCCUCUCAAAAGUCUGGAGAGUUGUUCGACAUAGCCCAAUAACAUAAAGUUGCUUUACACGUGCACACACCUAACAUUUAUUUACACAUGCCACACACCAAUGAUGUACUUAUGCAAACACAUUGUAGACACAUGUUGCUUGUACGUUGAUGUUGUUACACGCAGUAUUCUUGAAAGAAGCACAUCACAAAGCGCACUGACCAUUAUUUUAUUUACCAGUCUCACUGGUUUCAUUCUUUGGGAAGGUAACAAGUUGACAAAGCCUUUUCACGUUAUAAGAAAAGUAGUUUAGGACAAAGGAGCUUUAUGAGUGUUGUCAUUUUCUUUGUAGAAAAUUCCACUCGGGAAGGCAUUAAAAUUGAUUCUACUUUGAAAGGCAAUCUAGGGUAUGUUUAAACUAUAUGUCAAGCCUUAGCAGCCACUCAAGAUAGCAGUGAGUGCAUACUAUGUCUCACUUGCCUUGCUUUGAUCUUAGGCAUUAGAGACAUACAGAGGCUUCAUGAAGCAAAAUAGGCAAGGAGCAUGGUUAUCACAGUUUUUUUACUGUUUGGCUGGUGAGAUAGCUACCUGAGUUUACUGACUAUAUUAUUCCAGUUGUAUAAUGCAGCUCAUUGUUGUGAGAACGAGAACAUUUUCUGGAUUUCACGACGUACAUAGUUGCGCGCAUUACACGUCGACAUACACACAAUGUUUGCUUUCACCUCUCAUCACUGCCCCAUGUUUUGCAAUGUUAACGCCGUGUGCAAAGGAAUGCAUUCAGGCACAACUGAAAAGAGAAAAAACAUUGUUCCUACGUUUCUGUGUAUGACUGCACCGUGACUUGUGGUCGCUUUGGUUUGCAGUAAAAUUUCCUUUUUUGUGUGCGCGUUUGUGCCGUAGCGAGUGAGACGGCCACAUUGUUUUCAGUAUUGAGACACGGGUAAAGAAAAGGCAGCCAUACGAUAUUUCAGCCAAGUGUUUUGUAAUAUAAUUUACUUUCAGGGCAUCAUUUAUGUAUUUUUUAAUCCAACCGAGGUUGGUGUUUUGAAACUGCAAACCUUGUGGUAGCUGUUCUUUAAUGCAGAAUCGAGCACAGAGUUCACCAACCCGCCCUGGAUUGUUGCAAUAAGUGUGCGUUACACAUUAUAACCAGGCACUUUGAACACUGGUCUCGCAGGUUAGAGUGUUUGUAUGCUAGUCCAAUCAAUCGUCACACUCAAAUCAUUGUUUGGCGACUGCAACUCUCCCGUAAUUCUCCUUAUAUUUGCAAGGUGUUCCGCAAAUGUUAAAUGUGAUAUUUUCAUAUCAAACAGACUGUACGAAUAUCUUUGUUUCUACGAGCACCGUUGUCAAAGCGAAAGCCGGCGAAUUUGUUGCGCACAGUCUAAGGCAAUGUUAGGUAUUUGCAGUGAGAAAUUGCAGAGGCCAUUUUUUAUUUUUCCUCCUAUAAAAAGAUGUUAUUUUUUUAUACACUUGGUGCCUACAAUGGCCCACAUGUACAAAGAACCGAUUCCAGAGUUGUUUUUUGUUGCCUUGUCAAAGUGGUCAGUUUUGGCGUUAUUUUUGUAUUGUCUCUGUGUUGCAAAUAAAAGUUUGAACUUACAU